GCAGCACUCUCCCAAUAGCUGGACUGACUCUAGAGGAUAGUGCUUUCUGAGCGCAAUGUCGAGACAUGACGAAUGGAUGUACAGGCUAAGUGAUCGUUCGAGAUGUGAUUGGGAAUUAUAAAUAAACGGUAUGCGCGGCGCGAACCAUGUGCCCGGCAUAAACCCGCUCAUCGGCACGGCAUAUAACCGCCGAAUAACCGCUUGACCCCACCGGCCCAUCAGGCCGAGGUAGGUAACUAUUAAAUUGAAGUAUCCAUUGAAGGGCUGAGUUAAAACAUAGAUUUUGUCCGUCGACAUAAUCCUGUCUAGAUAAUUCUCAUUAAUCUAUCCCAGAAUGGGUCCCAUGCGACCGCUAUCUCAGGCGGUGGGUCUUCGGCUACCAGGCGCUCGCAGCGUUUCAACCCAGGCCUCACCAAAGGGACCCCUCUCUGGCAUCACUGUGGUCAGCCUUGAACAGGCUAUUGCAGCUCCAUUCUGUACGCGUCAACUGGCGGAUCUGGGGGCUCGCGUUAUCAAAAUCGAGCGGCCUGGCGUUGGAGACUUUGCACGUAAUUACGACACUCGGGUCAACGGUCUUGCAUCGCAUUUCGUCUGGACAAAUCGGUCGAAGGAAAGUCUCGCACUAGACCUCAAGAAGCCGCGCGAUCAUGGGGUCCUAAUGCGCCUGCUCGGUAAAGCAGACGUCCUAGUUCAGAACUUGGCUCCCGGAGCCAGUGCACGACUAGGACUGUCGCAUGAAGAGCUUAAGAUAAAGCACCCCUCACUGAUUGUGUGCAAUAUCUCUGGGUACGGACCAGAUGGCCCCUAUCGUGAUAAGAAGGCCUAUGACUUGCUUAUCCAGAGCGAGGCAGGCAUGCUCUCUGUUACAGGGACCGCUCAAGAGCCCGCUAAAGUAGGCAUUUCCAUCGCGGACAUUUCUGCUGGAAGCUACGCGUACUCUAACAUAUUGGCGGCUAUCAUUCAAAGGGGAAAUGACCCCGAAAAACGUGGGUGUAAUAUCGAUAUCUCCAUGUUGGAGAGCAUGGUCGAAUGGAUGAGUUUUCCGCUGUACUAUACCUACCAGAACGCACCAAGACCGACCCCCACAGGAGCCACACACGCUGCAGUCUACCCCUAUGGGCCGUUUGAAACAGGGGAUGGAAAAUCGGUCAUGCUUGGAAUUCAGAAUGAACGGGAAUGGGUCAAUUUCUGUGAGAAGGUUUUGUCUCUGCCUGACUUGGCGGCGGAUGAACGGUUUGUCAACAACUCCCUUCGAUCGCAGAACCGUGAUGCACUUAAGGAAAUUAUUUGCGAGGCGUUCUCGUCUUUAACAGCGGAGAAAGUGGUUACCCUCUUGGAUGAGGCCGCUAUUGCCAAUGGUAAUGUCAACGACAUGCAGGGUGUUUGGGAACAUCCACAGCUGAAAGCGCGUGGUCGGUGGACUGAGGUUUCCACCCCGGCUGGGACGGUUCCAGCCUUGCUGCCACCGGGAUUAACGCAAGGCGAUCCUGGUCGAUUCUCGGCCAGAAUGGACGCAGUUCCGGAUGUUGGAGAACAUAAUGCGGCGAUCCUGGCGGAGUUGGGGAUUGAUGAUGCGGGGAAGGAUUCAUAAUUGACAAGGCUAGCAAGAAAUGCCGCUCGGCGUGUAGAAUUUACGCCGACGGACAAGUGCCAAGACCCAUAUAGCCGACUUGGCUCAUGUACUUCGCUCCUCC
Molecule: messenger RNA, 1694 nt
Organism: Aspergillus pseudonomiae
Lineage: Eukaryota; Fungi; Ascomycota; Eurotiomycetes; Eurotiales; Aspergillaceae
Product: CaiB/BaiF CoA transferase family protein
Exons: 1
Coding region: 335-1591 (418 amino acids)
Molecular function (GO): catalytic activity
Source: RefSeq, a predicted model, not a curated record